Molecule: messenger RNA, 363 nt
Organism: Prunus armeniaca (apricot)
Lineage: Eukaryota; Viridiplantae; Streptophyta; Magnoliopsida; Rosales; Rosaceae
Source: the annotation of a GenBank genome assembly
AUGGGUUCUCUGUUAACCAAGAGUUUCAGCAAGGAACAGCUUGAAAUGGCGGUCAGCAAGGUCAAGACCAUCGUUAACUCCAACCCAGUUGUCGUCUUCAGUAAGACUUACUGUGGUUAUUGCAAGAGGGUAAAGCAGCUGCUCACUCAGCUUGGAGCAACCUACAAGGUCAUUGAACUGGAUGAGGGAACUGAUGGAGAUGAAACUCAAGCAGCUCUAGCAGAGUGGACUGGACAAAGGACUGUGCCUAAUGUCUUUAUUGGGGGAAAACACAUUGGUGGUUGUGACUCUGUUUUAGAGAAGCACCAGGCAGGUCACCUUCUGCCCCUUCUCAGUGAGGCUGGUGCCAUUGCCUCUAAGUAA